Molecule: messenger RNA, 906 nt
Organism: Scleropages formosus (Asian bonytongue)
Lineage: Eukaryota; Metazoa; Chordata; Actinopteri; Osteoglossiformes; Osteoglossidae
Product: dual adapter for phosphotyrosine and 3-phosphotyrosine and 3-phosphoinositide-like
Exons: 9
Coding region: 93-875 (260 amino acids)
Source: RefSeq, a predicted model, not a curated record
AACAGAACGGCUCGAGUUCGAGGUCCUUCGCUCGCACAGCACAGGUGUGUGACGCAAGUGCGAGGUGCAGGUGCGUGACGUGUGAUGCGACGAUGAGCGAAGACGGUCCUGCGGAGCACGCUGUGGAGAAUGUCGAUUCCAUCGAUGGCAAAGCUCUGGAUGACCUGGAGGCUUUGUGGUGGUACCAUGGCAACCUGUCACGUCACGCUGCCGAGGUCUUGCUCAUGUCCAACGGCAGCAGCGGGAGCUUUCUGCUCCGCAACAGCAAGGAAGGGCCCAGUAGCUUCGCCUUGUCUGUCAGGGCCAAGGACUCUGUCAAACACUUCCAAGUGUCGCGAAGCAGAGGCCGCUACUCGUUCGGCUUUCAAGAGUUUCCCUCCCUCCGUGAGUUCGUUAACCACUUCGCCAACCAGCCUCUGAUAGGAAGCGAAACCGGUUGCCUCAUCGUCAUAAAGUGCCCGUACCCCCGGCUGGUGGACGAGCCCUGCAUCUACGAACCCGUGCUGGUGCACACGGCCAUGCAUACAGGCCUAACCGAAAAGGAUCUGGUGGCAAACGCUCCCUCGCUGGGGACAAAAGAGGGGUACCUGAUCAAGCAAGGAGCAAUAGUGAAGAACUGGAAAACAAGGUGGUUCACCUUAAAUAGAAAUGAAAUGAAAUAUUUCAAAGACAAAAUGUCAGUCGAACCGAUUCGAACCCUUGAUCUGACAGCGUGCACAGCGGUCCAGUUUGAUUACUCCAAAAACAGGGUCAACUGCUUCUGCAUGGUGUUUCCCGAGAGGACGUAUUAUCUGUGUGCACGUACCGGCGGAGAGGCAGACGAGUGGAUUGCGAUACUGCGUUGGAAACUGUCACAGAAUCGGAAAGGACCUUGACGAAAAGAGAAGUGUGGGGUGUUUGAAAGUG